AUGUCAAAAUCGUCCCGACCACCAAAGCAACCGCUUACAAGAGACGAACGUUUCAGACGUCAACUGGUGAAAGCUGAAGGCUUCAAAAAUUAUCAGCUUCAACUGCUUGAAAACUUACAAUCGCCUGCUCUUGCCAAGGGGGGAAGCGAUACCCUCGUGUUUUUUUCUCCCGGGUUUCCGAUAACUGAAACGCUAUGGCCAUAUCUACUCAGGAAAGAAGAACCGUGGAAUCAUUCAGAUAUGAGGUCGUUUGUAAGUUCGUGUCUGAUAGCUUCAUCUCCAGGGAAUCCAUUAGCCGAAGAAGUGGUUAACAAACUGGCCAGCGAUAAAGGAAUACCUAAAAUAAGACUCAUUUGCAAUUCGUCGGUUAGCGUCGAUGCUGGUUUAAAGGAAAAAUCAGUCUCUUUUCAAUCAGUUAUACUGCCCUUUAUAGCUCUGCUUAUUAGAAAUGGCGUUAGAGAGUCGACUUUUGAAAGACAAGUUAAUGGCAUAUAUUCGGCCGUCUAUGCAUACGUUGACAGUUUUAUUCAAGACCAAGUAUUAAAUUGUGUAGACGAGUUAAUUCGUAGAAGAUCUUUGAGAGACACCAGCGUUGGAGAACAAGAAUUACUAAAAAAUAAUGCGUUUAUACCUGUGACUUGCGCGCAAAUAGUUUUAGUACUCGUACGAUUCAUAAACGAGAUACUCGGAAGAAUUCGAGAAGCCAAAUUUAACUUGUCAAUACAAGUUAUUGGGGGACGCUUAGAACAAGCGAAUAAUGCAUGGAAAGACCUUCUAACGAGUGGCCAUAUAGUUGGAGAUAUUUUAUCGGAUGAAGCUGCAGACAAGUCGGCAUAUUGCUUUACGAUUAUCGAUAAGGAGUUGGAUAAAAUGAAGCGAAUUUUAAAUAUAGGAAAGCAAAGUUUAGAAAAGGGAGAAGAAAGCAUAGCGUCAGGUUCCGCAAACGUGAGCCCAUGUAUUGAUGCAAAAAAUAUAGCAAUGGAAAUAGAAUUGCAACGCGAUUAUGAUCCACCUGGUGAGUUGUCGAAGCUUGGAAAGCGUCACGAUAACGAUGAAAUAAACUUUCAAGAUAUAGAUGUCAUCCCAACUCCCGCAGAAAUUUUUUGCAAACGAAGUCCCUUUCUUCCAUCCAGUCUUCCGUAUGCUCCUCAUUUUCUCGAUGCAGGGCCGAAAAAAAUGCUCGAUAUUCAAUUUCGUCUUCUACGUGAAGAUAUGUUACGUCCGUUACGUGACGGUCUUUACAACCUUGUAGCAGGUUUAAUCGAAAACGAACAACAAAUGACGAACCUAAUAAAUAAAAGUGGAAGGUUCAGAUAUGACAAAGGAAAAAUCAACGGAGACUUGAAUGUUUAUUCAAACGUCAGAUUUAAAAAUAUUAAGGUGGACAAACGGAAAGGAUUUUUGGUUCAAGUGGGAUUCAAACCACCGAAGGCUGCUGGAAAGUCCAAGAAGCAAAGGAAAGACUAUUGGGACAGAUCAAAAAAGUUGCUGAACGGAAGUUUGAUUUGCGUAUUAUGGGCUUCUAAGCUUGACGGGGAUAAGGGUAUCAGAAACUCGACGAAUGGUUACACUCUUUAUUUUGGAGUUAUUACUGAUAGACAGCCAAACUCACUAGCAAAUGAGUAUGAAGCUACAAUCGGUGUUACUUUUAUGGAUACUUCAAUCUAUCCAAUUGUUUUGGAAGAUAUAAAUUGUACGCCAGACGCGAGUUCUAAAACGCCCGAUAGGUUUAUGGUAGAAUCCACGGGUGUUUAUUUCGAAGCGUAUGUACACAUAUUAAAAGCUCUCCAAGACUUCAAUCCAGGGGCACUGCCAUUUUCUCGACAUCUUGCACCAGUUACGAAAGAAGAUCUAUCGGCUGGAUUCGAGCCGCCAUUAUAUGCACGUGCGCCGGGUUUUAAAUUUGAUCUGUCAGUUUUGCUUGGCAGGAAUAAACAUUGUAUGCUAGAUCCGACGGACGAGCUCUCGCAGGACCGAGCUAUAAAAAGUAUAAUUGAAGCAGAUGUACUAGAUAAAAGUCAAGCUGAAGCAUUAGUUCGCUCCUUGUGCAGAGAAAUUGCAUUAAUCGAAGGUCCACCUGGCACCGGAAAGACAUAUGUUGGGGUAAAGUUGAUGAAAGUGUUAUUGAAUAGCGCAAAUCGGAAAAGGGCGGCUAUUGGACCAGUGCUGAUUAUUUGCUUUACCAAUCAUGCGCUGGAUCAGUUCCUUGAACAUCUCUUGCAUGCCGGCAUAAAACAGAUUGUUCGUUUAGGAGGCCAAUCAAAGUCAGAAGAGAUCAAACCGUUUAGUCUGGAGGAACAAUGUCGCAAUCGAAGAAAGACGGCUGAACAGAGCCAAAGCCUACAAGGAAUUAGACCGUUUGUCCACCGAAGCGGGAAGGUUGGCGGGGCAAUUGUCCCAAAAGGCAAUAACGCUGUAUCAUUAUUUCUUUUAAUAAACUAUCCUUCGAUUUAUGAACAACUGUGUGAGAAGCAUGCGGAUACGGAUAAUGAACAAGAUGCGGAUUCCGACGACGAAUGGGAAGAAGUUGUCAAUAACAGGAAGCGCCAUGAGGAUCGAUUUUCUCAAUGGCUUCAUGGUUCAGAUCUCGAGCAAAUUAAGAAUAGCUUACGGAACAAGGAAAAGGGGAAACAGAAACAAAGGGAACCGCAACUUUUAUCAACCCACAACCAGUAUGAGUUCUUGCAGGGUCAGAUGGAAGGGAUGCAAGAUCAGGAAGGGAUGCAAGAUCAGGAAACGAAAUUAUUUUAUGAAGAAGAUGCAACCAAUCUUGUAUCGGUAGAAAGAAUAGAAGAUGACGGUAUUCGAGUAUGGGAACAGCAGGAUUUGGAAAUCCCUGAAUCGGAUAGACCAUUAGAGAUUUUGCUCCAAGAGCAGAAUGUAUGGAAAAUGAGUAUGAAUGAGAGAACUAAAUUGCAUAAUCAUUGGAAGGAACUUAUUCAUAAAGACGUUGUACAACGGUUGGCCGAUUUAGAAAAAACACUCGCUGGAAAAAGAAAGGAAAUUAACGACAUUCAUGACGGAGUUCGUAAAAAAAUACUGUCAACAGCUCAUGUUAUUGGUAUGACGACCAAUGGGGCUGCUAAAUUUCAAUCAUUAAUACGUUCAGUAGCUCCACGUAUUAUUGUAUGCGAAGAAGCGGGCGAAGUUUUAGAGGCUCACAUUCUUGCCCCUUUGAAAGAAACGCAACAUCUGAUUCUUAUAGGAGACCAUUUGCAGCUAAGACCGCAUGUUACAACAUAUGAACUCAGUCUAGACUCCAAUGUCGGCAAAAAGUUUGCGCUUGAUCGGUCCAUGUUCGAGCGUCUGGUCAAUGACGAAAAACCAAUGGUCCAACUACUGACGCAACGGCGAAUGCGCAGCGAAAUAGCCGAUCUAGUUAGAAAGACUCUGUAUCCCGAUCUUAUAGAUCAUGAAUGUACAGCAGCAUACCCCCGUGUACGUGGAACCACCCACAACUUAUUUUUCUUCGAUCACAAAAAUCCAGAAGAUGCUGCUGGCAGCAAUCUAUUUGUACAAUCACACUCGAACUCAUUUGAGGUAAAGAUGGUGGUAGCGAUGGUAAAAUAUUUUGUUCGAAAUGGCUACGAUAAAAGCGGUGACAUUGCUGUAUUAACGCCAUAUUUGGGUCAGAUGAUUCAAAUACGAGAUGCAUUAAGCAAACAAUUCGUAGUCAUCAUUGAUGAAAGAGAUGGUGAGCAAAUAACUAGGAUGACUGAGGACAACGAAGGCAAAGAGGAUGCAUCAUCAUCUGCGCCAAUUCCCAUGGUGUCAAGGAAUUUGCUAACUCAGCAAGUAACAUUACGUACCAUUGACAACUUUCAAGGUGAAGAAGCGACGAUAGUUAUUAUAUCACUUGUCAGAAAUGUGAAUCAUGCCAAUGGCAGUGGUACGAUAGGCUUUUUGAAAUCUGAAAACCGUACGAAUGUAUUAUUAUCCCGUGCUAAACACGGAAUGUUUCUACUGGGAAAUGCCGAUCUCCUGGCUGAGAGGGCGCGGCGGGAUAAUACAACAAUGUGGCCCACCGUAAUCGACAUACUCAGGGAAAAGGAACAACUAGGCAAUGCUUUCCCAUUACGAUGCAAUCGGCAUCCCGAUACACUCAAGUUUGUCGAGAGACCUGAACAGUUUUCAGAAUUUGCUCCCGAUGGCGGAUGCCAAGAGCCAUGUGGGUUUACGUUACAGUGCGGUCACGUAUGCCAAUACAAGUGCCACUCUGAUGAUCCGGAUCAUGUUGGUAUCAAGUGUGGGAAACCGUGCCAGAGAUUACAUGAGCCGUGUCAACAUACUUGUCCCAACCUAUGUGGGGAUAAAUGUGGAAAUUGUGAAAUAAUGAUAAACAAUGUCGGAUUACCAUGCGGACAUGUAAAAAGCAAGGCUCCAUGUUACCGAGCGCGUGAUCCAACAGCAAUCAAUUGUACAGAGCUUGUUGAUUGUAUUCUUCCCCGAUGUGGUCACGAGCAAAAGAGGCAUUGUUUUGAAGCGCCAAAAGAUAUUAUAUGUAAGCAAAAGUGCGGAAUCCUGUUACCUUGUGGUCAUCUUUGCCUGUCCAAUUGUGACUAUUGUCAACGCAUGUCUAUUCGUGCGUCACCUACGGGAGAGGCUCUAUUGGAUGCAGAAGGGCAUGUGAUAAGGUCUAAUCACGCGCCAUGCACGCUGAUAUGCGAUCGCAAUUUAUACUGCGAACAUCGAUGCGAAAGCAAAUGCCACGACGGAAAACUAUGUCCGCCAUGCCCUAACAAAUGUGUGAUUAAAUGCAAACACUCUGCAUGCAGUAAAAAGUGCUCUGAACCGUGUAAUGUCUGUGCAGAGCCAUGCGACUGGCAAUGCGACCAUCAGAAAAAGUGUUUGUUAAGUUGCGGGUCUCCUUGCAUUCGUUUGCCGUGUAACAAGCGAUGCGAGAAACUGUUGCCCUGCAAACAUCAAUGUCCUGGUGUAUGUGGAGAAGAGUGUGUCCCCGUCGAAUUUUGUCCCAUUUGUGCCCCACCCCAUAUUCAGAGACAAAUGUCAGAUAUGGCUAUGUUGGAUGAGUUUGACCAAGUUGAUUGGAAUCUUAACAGAAUGAUUGUUCUGGAAUGUAACCAUGCAUUUACAAUGGCUUAUCUAGACAAACAGUUAGGAAUGAGUAAAUAUUAUGAUGGUAUCGACGGAGAGGCAGCUUUUGAAAAGAUUUGGAUUAAGAUUUGUACACUUCCUAAUGAACUAGGAAGUAUUCAAAGAUGUCCAAUGUGUCGGCAUCCAAUUACGAAUAUUAGAAGAUAUGGGAGGCCGAUUAAGAAGGCGAUAUUGGACAUGCAGAGCAAGAAAUUUUUGUUAAAGUAUACAAACUUGUUACGAUCGUAUACUGAAAAGGUUCGAAAAGCCGUCGACGCGCUUGACAAAAAACGAAACCACUUUCUCAAGAAAUUUGAGCAAUUGUUUCGCGCCAAACACGAUGAAAAGUGCCCUGAAUUACCUAAGCCUCCAAAAAAUUUAGAAGUUCAAGAGCUCACUCACUUGGAUGAAUUUGUUAAACUUCGCAAGAUUUAUGAAAUACCGCGCAGUCAUACUAAUUACUGGAUUAUACAUAAUAUUGACCUGAUUCGGAUAUAUAGUGAUCUGUCAAUCCUGCUGGCCGAGACUAAGACUCCUCCAUGGAAGGCAACUUUCGGAGCGGCAGUAUCACAUCUGUUUAGAUCCAGGGUAAAUGAAAUGGAUUGUAUUAUUCAAGCGACUGACAAACUGAACAUCUCAGACGGCGAUUCCGAUAAUAUGAUACUUUCCCUACAACGUGAAUCGUUUCAUGGAGUAGGAAUGGUAUUUCCAGUGAUAGAUCGCAAAUGCUAUUUGGAGAUAUUCCUUGUUAUAGUCAAUGUUCAGAAGAUCUUGUUUCAAGAAGCCGAUCACGUAGUUCAGUCAUUAACUGAUGAAUUGACUGGUGAUACUCGAUAUUGUUGGAUUAAAUUUGGUCUCUUUAUUCUUGAAUCAAUGAUAUACCACCUGAAUUCUAUUAUCAGAGUAUCCAAGGAAACCAAAUACUAUCGCCAAUACGUGACGGCUACUAUCGAACUGGCCGAAGCAAGAUGCCGUUUCUACCGAUAUACCCUCCAACACAAGAAGAUGUCGGACGACGUCGUUGAGCAAGAGAGAAAGAAUACCAUCGCACAAUGUAAAGAAAUCGUUGAUCAAUUCACAGUUCUAAUCAACGAAAUAUUUCCCCAACUUCAGGCCGACCAUUUCCAAACCCAAUGUGAGAAUAGAAUGGAAAAUAUAGUAAAAGAAAUUGAACAAGUUACGAAUUUGGCCAGAGGGGGAGUACUAACGAAAAAGGAAAAGAUAGAGAUAUUUCAAGCAAUGAACGAAGAGUUUAUCGGAGGAGGUCAUUGGUAUACUUGUCCCAAUGGACAUACAUAUACAAUUGACGGAUGCGGACGUGCGAUGCAAACAAGCAGAUGUCCGGAUUGCAGAGAAACAAUCGGCGGGUCAAAUCACACGUUGUUGGCUACCAAUCGUCGUGAUGAAGAGUUUGAAAGCCUCAGGCUAUAUUAA
Paraglomus occultum is the source of this 6528-nucleotide messenger RNA. The record is from the annotation of a GenBank genome assembly. Lineage: Eukaryota; Fungi; Glomeromycota; Glomeromycetes; Paraglomerales; Paraglomeraceae.